AUGGCUCAGGCUAGCAGAGAUCCGAUUCCUUCUCCUGCUCAGGGAGUGGGUCCAGAUUACCGACCAGAUGGCGAGAAACCUACAGCAACCGUCUCCAAGGAGGUUUCCUACGAGAAUGUUCAUGUACUCCCUCAGACGCCUCAAUUGAUUGCCUUGUUGACAAUGAUCCGAGACAAGCGUACGGACCGUGCUGAUUUUAUAUUCUACUCCAAUCGUAUCAUCCGACUAUUGGUAGAAGAGGGACUCAACCACCUGCCUGUGGUGGAGCAGUCGAUCACAACUCCUGUGGGACAAGCAUAUUUGGGUGUUAAAUUUGAAGGAAAGAUCUGCGGUGUAUCUAUUAUGAGGGCUGGCGAGGCUAUGGAGCAAGGGUUGCGAGACUGCUGUCGUUCUGUGCGCAUUGGCAAGAUUCUGAUCCAAAGAGAUGAGGAAACAUGCAUGCCAAAACUCUUCUAUGAGAAGCUACCUCUCGACAUUGCUGACCGAUGGGUUCUUCUUCUUGACCCCAUGUUUGCAACUGGAGGCUCUGCUACACUGGCGGUUGAAGUACUAAAACAGAAGGGCGUGCCUGAGCAUCGCAUUCUCUUCCUCAAUCUGAUUGCAAGCCCCUCUGGCGUUGCUGAGUUUGCCGAGAGAUUCCCCAAGCUCCGUGUUGUCACAGCUUUCGUUGACCAAGGAUUGGAUGACAAGAAGUAUAGUUCCUCUCUUUUGCCCCGAACCUACCAUCUCGUCACAGCAGGGCUAACCACUCAUCGGACUCGCAGGUACAUUAUCCCUGGCUUGGGCGAUUUCGGUGACCGAUACUACACGCUCUAG
Penicillium taxi is the source of this 816-nucleotide messenger RNA. Its product is annotated as uracil phosphoribosyltransferase. Lineage: Eukaryota; Fungi; Ascomycota; Eurotiomycetes; Eurotiales; Aspergillaceae. Bases 1 to 816 code for a protein of 271 amino acids. The transcript is spliced from 3 exons. The record is from RefSeq and is a predicted model, not a curated record.